AUCCUGAACUGAGCUCAUUUCUGUCCUCACGUUCCCCGCCGGAUAGAGAGUCCCCUGGUUCCGAUGAAAGAAACUCGUAACACGGGGUAUCUUUCAUAACCCGGGCUAACCAUCCUGCCACAUGCGCUGACACGUCUCCAGAUAUUACACACAUCCCGUCGGUCGGUCGGCGGGGGGGAACCUUUCACUUGGGCUGGUUUUUGACACAUUGUGAGUACAUAGACGAGACGCGCUGAGGGGAAGAUGUUGCUGAAGGAGUACAGGAUAUGUAUGCCCCUCACAGUGGAGGAGUACCGGAUCGGGCAGCUGUACAUGAUCAGUAAACACAGCCACGAGCAGAGUGAUCGAGGGGAAGGAGUGGAGGUGGUCCAAAAUGAACCGUAUGAAGACCCAGCGCAUGGCCAAGGGCAGUUCACAGAGAAACGAGUCUACCUCAACAGUAAAUUACCCAGCUGGGCUCGAGCAGUGGUUCCUAAAAUCUUCUACGUGACAGAGAAAGCAUGGAACUACUACCCUUACACCAUAACAGAAUACACAUGCUCAUUCUUGCCCAAGUUCUCUAUCCACAUAGAGACAAAAUACGAGGACAACAAAGGAUGCAAUGACAAUAUCUUUGACACUGAGCUGAAAGAACAGGAGAGAGAGGUGUGUUUCAUCGACAUCGCCUACGAUGAGAUCCCCGAGCGCUACUAUAAAGAGUCUGAGGACUUGCGAUAUUUCAAGUCAGAGAAGACGUCACGGGGGAUUCUUCAGGAGGGCUGGAGGGACACCCAGGAUCCCAUCAUGUGCUCAUACAAACUGGUCACUGUCAAGUUCGAGGUGUGGGGUCUGCAGACCCGUGUGGAGCAGUUCGUACACAAGGUGGUUCGGGAUGUGCUGCUGCUGGGACACAGACAGGCAUUUGCCUGGGUCGAUGAGUGGAUUGACAUGACAAUGGAUGAGGUGAGAGAGUUUGAGCGCGCCAUCCAGGAGGCCACCAACCAGAAGAUUGGGAUAUUUCCCCCAUCGAUCUCAAUCAGUGAGACGCCCCUGUCCUCCUGUGCCCUCACUGGCCCUGCCAGCGCCCCCUCCACCCCCAUGUGCACUGAUGCGCCUGAGUCCCUCUCUGUCCCCAAGGACCGACCCCGUAAAAAGUCUGCUCCAGAAACCUUGACCCUUCCCGACCCUGCUCCAAGUGCCGUCCCCCAAGGCUCUAACCAGAGCCCACUACCCAUUUCAAACCACGUCCAGUCAUCUACACCGCCCUCCUCCAACUCUGAUCUUGCUGAGAUGGAUGAGCAGUAGAGGGACCUUGGGAUGUCUUCCCCCACGCCUUGCUUUACUUAUACCCCCAACCCCAUUGUCUUAGUAGCCCAAUGAGACUAGCCUAACCUCCAACACCAGUGCCCAGAUGUUCUCUAGCCAUAUCCCACGAUUUGCCAUAAUCCUGGACACACAACAAUCACUCUAGAAGUCUUCAUCAGUGUCACUAAUACCAUCCAAUCAGCUGUAGGCUCAGCCACCCUGAUGUCACUGACUUCCUCUUCUUGUGAGUCUAGCCAGCCACAUGUCUCAUCUAUUAUAACAACCACCUGUGAUGUCUAAUCAAAACAAAGAGCAUCAGUAAUUAUUUUUGUUGAGCGGCAGUUUCUUAUGUUAUAUGAAUAAAUUAAGUUUCCUUAGUUAUGUUUUCUUCAAUCAGAUGAGCUGAUUGCUUUCAAGCUGUUGAACUAUGAAGUAGUUGCCUUAGCACCACAGAGUCAGUGGUGACAAUGUGCGCAAAUGAAUGAAUGAUGAAUAUUAUAAUUUCUCAGCCUGUAAAAUGGCUGUAUGUAUUAAAUUAGGAAUGAAAUCAAUGACACAAACUAGAGUAGCACAUUAGACAUAAUAUGUUAUACAAACACCAGAAAGACAGCCAAGUACCCUCAUAAUAGAACUGCUUAGCAACUGUUUCCUGAGCCAUCCAAACUGGCCUGCGGAUCAGAUUGCACCCAUCCUUUCCAUCCCAAACUCCAAUUAUACAACAGAUGCAAGAUUAGUACAAUCAUAGAGAGUUUACACCUCAGGUCUCCCUGACUCUACCUGGCUCACACUCCAAAGGCAGGGAUAUUACUAUUCCUUUCUCUCCCUGCUUAUUGCCAAACAGCCACAUUUUAUACCUCCAAAGACAUUACAAUACAGCAACUAUUGUAUGUACUAUACCAGUCUACUUAACCCUUGGAAUGUUUACACAUCAGAAACCUUGGAGGAUUUGCAUAUUAGCAGUAACAUUGUAGGUUAAGCUGUUGUUAUAUCUGCACUUGCUGUUUUAGCAUGACAGUUUAAUGACUCUAAAAUUGAAUUUGUUUGAAGUUUAUUACUGCAUAUAUCUUACUCAAGUUGACAGAGAGGUCAGUACAAAAAAAAAACUAAGUAAAAUGUUGCCUGAAACUAAUGCUGGACAUCCCAUGUGACAUAAACGUGAUCCAAUUUUAUCAAAUCAACUCAUCACUUUAAUGUCAUAUGUAGGAACAAGGCCAUUUUGGGGAGUUCUUAAGCAUUGACUGAUCUUUGUGCACAGUGGAGGUAAUGAAAACUCAAAGCUUGAUUUGAGGAGAAGGGCACGUGCAUCAAGCUGACUUGAGUAUGUGCUUUGUUAGCUGCAGAGAAUUUCCAGAAGCGCUUACACCUUUGCUUAGGCAGUGCUGGUUGGUAAUACUGAGCCAGUGCUUUGGUGGGCAUGGAAAAUGAUUUUGAAAUAGGAACAUCCUUUGCAGUGAGCCAUCAUUUCUGCUGGGCUUGUACUGCAAGUUACCAUCUAAAACCCUAAAGGAGAAACAAAAACAUGAGGACAGCAAGUGAUUCUUUGAACCCCCUUUUUUCAUACAAUAUUAUUCAAAGAGGGUUUUAUAUGCUGCAUGGAAUGUUCACAACAUAUAUACAUAUUAUGUGAAGUAUAUAUGUAUAUAGUGUAAAUGAAUGGAUUGGUACAGUGUAUUUGGUGAUGCAACUGUAUGAAAAAAAGCGAAUGCCAGCUUUGGAAGCUCUGUACUAUUUGUGCAUAAUAGAAAAAGCAGAUAUCGAGUGAAAUGUAAGCAUGCCCAGAGAAUAUAGGCCUACAAGCUCUUUCAAAUCAGUGCCUCUGCAUGCAACUAUUGUAUCAUCGCUUACAUGCGUGUGUAAACCAGAAUCUGUUAUAUUUCAUCUAUAGAAACACAAAAUUGAAUUACAUUUUUUUGUUGCCUGUUUUCUAUUUCAAAUGUUACAUUUAACCAAGAACAGUUAAAUGUAAACUACAACAUAGUCAGAUCAAAUCAAUCAUAUCAAACUACACCAUCAGACUCAAGUGACAGGGCUAACUUGUUUUCAUAUUUUUUAUUUAUUAUUAGUACUCUUUUGUUCCCCUAUUCAUACCAAUUACUUCUAACUUUACAGCGCAAAUGCAUUUUGCACUUUCCAGUCUUUGACACCUUAUUCGACAAUGAAGAAAUUUGUUACAUUAGAGUCUUGUUGGGUUUGUUGGACCAAAGUCCUAAAAUACAGCAUAGUGACUUCGAAGAUAGCAGGUUCGAAGAGAGUCCUCAGUGGUCUUGCCAUAAAAUACUGUUAAUAUUAUGUACAGUUUCUCACUUACUUUUGUUAAAACACAAAACAACUGUAGCUAUUUAUCUGUAACUGUAGCUUUUGCCUUUUUCUUUUUGAGGAUAAAAAUGUUAUAUACCAGUUAUUGGCCCUCCGUAUUGAUCUAUUAUGUAUAGAUUAUACAUUCUUACAACUCUGGUAUUGACUAUCUCUCUUGUCAGGAACACAGAGAUCCAGGGAUAUGUUUGAUCUGCCACCGGCUAUUAAAAAUAAUGCAAAAUAUCCAGUUGUGUAACAUAAAGCUCUGCUCUGUUUAAAAGAGUAACAUAUUAGGUAUUGUAAAUACUGUUAUCAAUGACUAAUAUAGUAGGUUUCUUACAUUAAAUCUGUUCCAGGUUGCAUUACUGAUGUGACAUUAAUGUGCUCAAACAUUUCAAAUGGUCAGAGAAGGAUAUUCUUUAGUGUUUGUGUGGUAAGAAUGACAUCUUCACAGACAUGAAUUAAAGGUUUGUUUUUAAAGUAAUGUGUAUCUAUAAAGUCAUUGUCAUCUAUUGAAGAUACUGAAUUCAGUUAAGUUUACUCUUCUCAAUGGAGUAUCAAGAUUCUUUAUUGUAGUGGUGCACUUUUGACUCUCCAGUUGCUUUUGGUGACCCUGCAGGGCAAAAUUAUUUGUACAAGUUGUAAAACAAAAUGAAGCUUUUCUUUUUAGUGGGGUGGCUGCUUUGACGUUUAAUUGCGAUGUUAAUUCAGAGGUGAUGGGCUCUUCUGUUGUUUCUUUUUUUGUAGUAAACCUGCUGUACUUUGAUUUUGUGGUUGCUGUAUUGUUUGAAGGAAAAGAAGAAAUUGUUUAUCAUUAUUUUUUUGGAGCAAGGACCAAGCUUUUCACUCCUCCUCCCCUCCUAUUGAUGCAGUUUGCAUUCUGCCAGGAUGUUGUGCUGUCUCCUGAUAACUGGGACCUGUCUCACCAACCAGGAUCAAUGGGUUAGCUGUAGAACAGCACUGAGGGAGGCCAGGAACACCUUUGUGUACUUCACUCUGUUGGAGAUCAGGUGUGCUUUGGGCUUAUCCAGCUUUCUAUUAAUCCUGCUGUGUGAAACAGGCCCCAGAAGUGCCAUUGGUGUUCGGCUGCUGGAAGUUGCUCUUAGUUCUUCCACUUUAACUAUUAUUGUAUUUGUUAUAUUUUUACUGCUCUUUAAAGUUAAUUUGGUUCUUUGUUGUAAUUAUUGUUUUACUUUUUCUGAAACAGAAUAAACUUUACUAGCUAUUGCAAA
Messenger RNA from Morone saxatilis (striped sea-bass), 4811 nucleotides. RefSeq names its product cytoplasmic phosphatidylinositol transfer protein 1-like. The transcript is spliced from 9 exons. Lineage: Eukaryota; Metazoa; Chordata; Actinopteri; Moronidae. The record is from RefSeq and is a predicted model, not a curated record. Gene Ontology annotation, biological process: phospholipid transport. Gene Ontology annotation, cellular component: cytoplasm. The coding region runs from base 244 to 1284 and encodes 346 amino acids. Gene Ontology annotation, molecular function: phosphatidylinositol binding; phosphatidylinositol transfer activity.